Heterostelium album PN500 is the source of this 585-nucleotide messenger RNA. RefSeq names its product golvesin. The record is from RefSeq and is a predicted model, not a curated record. The transcript has a single exon. Bases 1 to 585 code for a protein of 194 amino acids. Lineage: Eukaryota; Evosea; Eumycetozoa; Acytosteliales; Acytosteliaceae.
AUGUUUAAUAAUAAUAAUGAUGAAAAUAAUAAUAAUAAUAAUAGUUUAAAUAAUGAAAUUGGAAGUAUAUUCAAUAGAAAUAUAAAUAAUGUUGGUGGUACUGGCAACAAUAUCAACAUCAACAAAGAUGAAUUCGCUUCGUUGUUAGAAGCAUCACCUAUGACUUCACCAACAUCCUCUCCACACAAUAGCAGUAGUAGAUUUCUAAAGGUAGUGAAAUCGAAAAGAAAAUUCUCUAUAAAACAACAGGUGUUGCCAUUGGUUGCAAUGAUUUGUUUGGCAUCGAUUGUAGUGUCACUCGUUAUCAUCAGUCGUAACUACUCUGCCAAUAACAUGCCAGGCAACCAGACACCGUUCGUAGUGAUCAACGACCCAGAACUUCAACAGGUUGCCGAGGCAUCACGUGCUCAUCUCUUAAACAUACAUCAAGGUGUCAUUACUAAACUGGAUUUCGCCAUUCUCGUACUCAACCCCGUUGGAUCUUGGUCAUUGGCUGCCUUUCACGGAGAUACACUCUCCAAUGCAUCGAGAUGUGUUUAUCUACCAUUUUUGGCUGCUGCUGUAAAGUAUGUUUGUGAGAAAUAA